AUGGCAACUCAAGCACGUCCAACAUCCCUCAGUAAAAAAAGGAAACGAGACGCUCUGGAGGAAGAUACAAACGACCUGCAGACGCGGAUAACCUGCAUGCAGACCUCCCCAGGCGUCAGCGGCCCAGCUUUCGCCCUUUUCCCGGCCGUUUUUCCCGCAGAAGAUACACUCUUCUCUGCGUUCACGGACGAUCUGGCCACGACGGUGGAUGCUCCAAAAUGCAAGAGCCUCAUCGGUGGCGAGACUGCCAACAUACUAUACACGAGCUUCAACAAGGACAAAGUGGAGCCGGCUAAUGAAUGCCAAUAUUUGGUUGCCAUUCGCAAUAGGCGUACGAACGAACUUGUACUGAGUCCAGGACCUCUGUACAUCGUGAGUCACCAAGUCAAGGUACUACAAUCGCUCGAUGGUGGAUCGCAAGGGUUGCAGGAGCAUAUGGUAGCCCGAAACCAGCUUGGGGAGGCAUUUGGGACCAAGAAAGCAAAGGCAGCGCUUCGCACAGCGGAGAGAAAUAAAGUAGAUGUUACUGCUAUGGCUGGCGUUUCCAAUUUGCUUCAGACAUCUAUCGAGGCGAAGACGGAUUCACUCCCACAAUUAGCAGACGGCUCUUCGGAGCAUAGUCACAACCGUCAUAUUCCUCGUUAUAAUCAAGAUGCACAAAGUCCAGCAGAGAUUUACCCACUUGACUCUGUGAUAUCCGAGCCAGAGUUCGCUGCUAUCUCCUGGAAUUUGAUACGGCCAGAGUCUCUUCCAUAUAGGAAAAGUACUUGGGUCAAUGAACGUCUCAGACGGAAGGAGGGCAAACCAUCCAAAUAUGAAAAGUCAAUACAAAAAGUAGUUUUCUAUGUUUCGGCGAUGUUUUACUUUCGGAGAGUAGCCACACGAGCGAUGAAACGGGAAGACCUUCGCGAAAAAUUGGCGAUCCUGCCAGAUGUGAUCGUCGAAUCCCUCGUCUCGCGUUUCACAGAGGCGGUUAGGGGAAAUGACACCGUUAUUUCAACCCCUCAGAAGGAGGCGGAGUUGCUGACCCAUCUUCUCGUCUUGUGCCUCCGAGUGGACAACUUCUUAUGUGAUCCCAAGAUUCUUGCUGCAGAUUUGAGCAUGUCAUUGAGCAGUGUCCAAGGAUUGUUCAAAAGCCUUGGUUGCAUUAUUGCUGUACCCUCAAAGGCCGAACAGAGCAUGGGACAGACGAGUGACCAAAAGAUGGCCAUCUUACGUACUCCAUUCAAGUUGCCGACCCCCUCUAGGCGCAAACGAGUAUAA
Messenger RNA from Serendipita indica DSM 11827, 1263 nucleotides. NCBI's taxonomy places the organism in Eukaryota, Fungi, Basidiomycota, Agaricomycetes, Sebacinales, Serendipitaceae. The record is from the annotation of a GenBank genome assembly.